AUGUCGGCAGAUACGGCAUUUGUGAACCGUUUCUGGGGCCAGCAAGAGGCUGGCUUCCAGGUGAUCCAGACUCGUCUAGCGCACUCCUUGACGACUCUCCAAGAGCUUCUUACUUUCUACAAAGAACGAGUGGCCAUUGAAAAAGAAUACAAUAAGCGUUUGGACAAGCUAGUGGGGUCUUAUACGCUAGGGUCCGGCGAGACUGGUUCCAUCAAGGUUGCUUUAGAGAAACUACAGAUCGAAAGCUCCAAUAUGGUUAAACAGAACCAAAAGUUCAUCAAGAGCGUUGCUUUCCAUAACCACGAGAAACUCAAUUCCUUCUACAACAAUUAUAAGAGCAAUGUUGCCAAAGUUGAAGGCCAUAUGCAAAAAGUGUUGGCCAAGAAGCGAGACUUCUUUGCUCAUCUUGAUGCUACCAAGGAUAGGUACCGAGCCGAGUGCCAUCUGAUCAAAACAUUACAACUACAGUGCCAGACCACAUGGGGAAAGGAAUUAGAAAAGAAUACUAGUAAACUUGCCAAGGCUGAAAAGAAUGCCAGUGUUCUUAAAGAUCAAUAUUUGAAGAGUAUCCAUAAAUGUGCUGAGAUCCACGAGAUAUGGGUCCGUGACUGGCGUGCUGCUUUGCUGAACAUCUACCAGUUAGAAAUCGAAAGGAUUCAGAUUUGCAAACUCAACUGUUUCAAUUUCUGCAACCAUAUUGCUUCUCUUUGUGUGGACUGGGAUCAGCUGGCUGAUGUUGCCAGGACCUCUUUUGCUAGCAUUCUAGCCCCCAAAGAUAUCCACGAUUUUGCUGAGGUAUAUGGUACUGGAAAUAAGAUUUCGAAAGCUCCUCAAUUUAUUGACUUUGCCGAAGGAUAUGACGAGGAUUCAGAAUCCAUGGAGUAUGAUCUUGCUGAUUUCAAGGACCCAGACUUCUCCCAGAUCCUCACCAGAACAUUUUCCACACAAUCCGCUCCAUCAAGCAAACAGAACAGUCCAACAAAGGCAACUCCAAAGAGGAGAACUGGAGAAGCUGGCUCUCCAAGCCGAGGUGCCAACGGGGGAAUGCCUACGCUACUAGUACCUGAGAAUAAGAGUCUACCACCAAUAAGAGAGCCCAAUGGAGACACACAAGGAGAGCUCCGGAAACAAUUAUCACAAACAAGUGCAUACACUUCGGGUCCGGAAGACAAGCAUGACGAUGUGUUUGACUCAGGUAAGAAGUUCAGUGCUUCCAAUGGGCUGGACUAUUCGAACCCUACGAACUAUACCUCUCAGACAGCAAGAAGUUGGGCAUCUCCUCGGAAGAAAGAAAGACUGGAAGUUCAAGAAAGGAUCAACAGAAGGCUGCAAGACUGGACCAACACGUUCGCUGCACCUUCUCCACAGCCUCAGAAACCUAAUGUUCCGAUCACAAAGGACUUCUCCAUGGACUUUAUUGCUAAAGCUCUCGAGGACCUCAAUACUGGUGGCAAUGGUGACGUGAAUCAGUUCAGACGUUCUGUGAGGAGCCAGGCCAACCCAGCUGCCGAGAAGACAAACUACAUGAACCACCGUCCCCAGUCAGACUUUGUGGAUGAUUCUCGAGAGCAAGCCACAAGAUACGAUUCUAUUUCCUUUAAGACUCCCCAAAAACCAAGACCUAAAUCUAUGGUUGACAGCGUGAUGGGCGAAGACGACCUGAUGAGAACUGUUGUUGAAAAGACCCCAGUGAAGCCUCAAUCCCAACAGUCUAAGCGGUUUUCGCUGCAAUCGCCAACGAAAUCAUUCAUGGACUUGCACUCAAUGAUAGACAAAGUGACCCCUGUUUCUCGCCACGAGUAUGUUGCCAAGGCAAAAGCUCUUUAUACCUAUAAUGCCAGAGAAGAGGGUGAACUUUCCUUCAGGAAGGGCUGGAACAUGUAUGUGCUACACAAGCAAGAGGAUAACUGGUAUGUCUGCGAGUUGGCAAACAACUGUGGCAGCGACAUCGGAAAUGUCGGUUUAGUUCCAUAUAAUUACGUUAAGGAGGGAGAUCAUUUGUUUUAA
Messenger RNA from Candidozyma haemuli, 2007 nucleotides. RefSeq names its product formin-binding protein (gene HOF1). Gene Ontology annotation, molecular function: protein binding; phospholipid binding. Lineage: Eukaryota; Fungi; Ascomycota; Pichiomycetes; Serinales; Metschnikowiaceae. The transcript has a single exon. Gene Ontology annotation, biological process: cytoskeleton organization. The record is from RefSeq and is a predicted model, not a curated record. Gene Ontology annotation, cellular component: cytoplasmic side of plasma membrane; cell division site; mitotic actomyosin contractile ring, proximal layer. The coding region runs from base 1 to 2007 and encodes 668 amino acids.